This is a messenger RNA of Fusarium verticillioides 7600, 831 nucleotides long. RefSeq lists its product as hypothetical. The transcript has 8 exons. Bases 1 to 831 code for a protein of 276 amino acids. Gene Ontology annotation, biological process: amino acid transmembrane transport. Gene Ontology annotation, molecular function: amino acid transmembrane transporter activity. Gene Ontology annotation, cellular component: membrane. NCBI's taxonomy places the organism in Eukaryota, Fungi, Ascomycota, Sordariomycetes, Hypocreales, Nectriaceae. The record is from RefSeq and is a predicted model, not a curated record.
AUGCCGCGCGCUUUCAAGACUAUAAUUCACCGUUUGAGGAUUUUCUUCAUCGGUGGCUGCCUCUGUGUCGGUAUGCUAACAACUAUGUCAAUCUUACAGGCGGUGCAGACACAUACAGUGGUUCCUCUCCAUAGCAACGUCAUUUCCAUGGGGCGCCUUCAGAUUCCUGUCCUUCCAUCUAUUGUCACGCCUGUGUCGAUUACGGCUAUUGUUUCGGCUGGCAACGCGUACACUUUCAAUGCCUCUCGAAACCUCCACGCGCUGGCCCUCGAAGGACAAGCGCCUAAGGGAGUGCCCUAUCUCGCAGUAGUCGUCGUGAUGACACUAGCUUGUCUGGCGUUACUGGCUCUUGGUUUGACUAGUGCCAAGGUGCUCAACUGUAUCUUGAACUUUUGUACCGCUGCGACUAUGCUGUGCGCAGCUAAACUGGACUGCCAUGGCAAUCACAUGGAUCCAAUUGAGCGCUGCGAUGAAGGCACAAGGAUAUCGAUAGGGAGACAUUUCUACCUGCCCGGUCUCGGCUUCAGCCAUACGCCGGUUAUUGGGCGUUUUGCUGCGCCUUUGUCUUUCUGUAGGUUCAAGGAUAUGCCGUCUUCCUCAGAGGCAACUGGAGCACGACAACUCUUAUCUUCAAUUACGGCAUUAUCGCUCUUGCGGGUAGCAUUGGCCUCGGGUGGAAGCUGUUCAAGAAGACUCGGUUUUCAUGGUGCUUCGGAGGUUGAUCUGGUUUCACACCUGUACUUCUUCGACGUUCUCACAGAACACUACCGUCACGAGCGCGAGGUUGCACCUCAAAACUUGAAGGACAAGAUCCUCGCCAAGAUCUUUUGA